Messenger RNA from Mobula hypostoma (lesser devil ray), 6794 nucleotides. RefSeq names its product fibronectin type III domain containing 1 (gene fndc1). Bases 96 to 4868 code for a protein of 1590 amino acids. The record is from RefSeq and is a predicted model, not a curated record. NCBI's taxonomy places the organism in Eukaryota, Metazoa, Chordata, Chondrichthyes, Myliobatiformes, Myliobatidae. The transcript is spliced from 22 exons. Gene Ontology annotation, molecular function: protein binding.
GCAGCUGCGGAGCGCGGGCGGGCGGACGGGGAGAGCUGCCGUUCCGCGCGGGUUUGGAGCGCGCCUGCUGCAGCCCGGAGCACCCAGACUCAAAGAUGUCCACAGCGGCAACCUGCCUCGUCCUCCUCACCAUCAUCUUCUCUGCUGAACCGCACAAAGGUUCCACCUUGAUAUUGAAGAAUGUAAAGGUUCUGCCUCUUGAAAAGGGCUUGAAAAUCCUCUGGGAAUCACCACAGGAUGUGUCCAAGAGACCUGUGGAUCAUUACAAAAUUGGUUAUGGUCAAACAUUGGAAAACAUCAAGUUCAUCAAAGUGGGGAAAAAUGAACAUUCUUAUAUUGUGGAGGAUAUUGAGCCAGGGGAAUUGCAUUUUUUGCUGGUGACAGCAGAAGGCCGCAUCAGAGGGAAAUAUCCAGUGUACAAAGCACAGAGUGCCACUGGGAGGAGAUUACCAGUAAGACCAAAGAAUCCGCUCAUGGGAACUUCUGAUGAUAAGUUUUCACGUCAGUUGAGAUCACCCCGUAACCCUCAAGUAAGAAGCUAUUUGCCUGGUUAUAGGAGCAGUGGCAGGAGAAUGAAAUAUGCACCAUAUCCACAAGAACAAAGACGACAUGCAAUUCAGAGAUUUGUUCCUGAUCCAGAGUCUAGAAUACCUUCACGUGCAAGGGGUGCCCUGGGACAGCGGGAAACUAUUUACAGAGCAGCCCCAGCAAAACGCAAAGUGCCAGAAACAAUUAAUUUGUCUGAGCCCAAAGACAUAACAGUUCGAGUUAUGAGUCCACAGUCUGUGCUUGUUAUGUGGGUUGAUCCUGACCUUGAAAGAGAAAAGAAUCCUGGCAUGGCCACAGACAGAUAUUACACCGUUAGGUACAGAGAAAGAGGAGAAUCUGCUAAAUGGGAAUACAAGAUAUCCAAGAUAUACAGGCGAGUUCUGAUUGACAAGCUGACAUCAGAUUCCAUACAUGAAUUCUCUGUUCGCACUUCUCAAGGAGACAUAGAUGGCAAAUGGAGUGUUUCAGUUUUCCAAAGAACCCCUGAGUCUGCUCCUUCUUCCAAUCCUGAGAACUUUGAGGUGAAGCCACUGGGUGAAACAGGAACAGCUGUUACUGCAUCCUGGGACCCUCCAAGUGAUCACAAGGGAAAGGUCACAGAAUACGUUGUUUCAUAUGCCCCGGCUCUCAAACCAUUUGGAGCAAAGACGGUUACUUUUACUGGGGAUGUUACAACUGCAAUAAUUGAGAACCUACAGCCUGGGGAGCGCUACGUUUUCAAAAUUAGAGCCGUAAACCGGAAAGGGCCAGGUCCUCAGUCUAAGGCCCUCAGUGUUGUUCUGCCAAAAUCUGACAACGUUGCUGCAACUUCACCUCGCAGGACCCAAAGCAAAUUUCAUAUUUCCCUUGUUUCUGAAUCGUCUUCAGCUUCCAAAUCCUCAUCUAAAAUGCCUUCAUCAUAUGUGCCAGCUUCUAAACACAUAUCCGUCUUCAGAUCAAACAUGAGAAAAUCUUCUGAUCCUCUUCCUGACUCAAAAUCGUCAUCUUCUCAUUCGUCUGGUUUUGAUAGUGAACCAGUUCAAACCAUGCAUUCAGCUUCUUCAUUAAUCUCUACGUCUCCCCCUUCAACACCGUUAAAAUAUUCAGCAACAAACCCGAGAAGCCAUGGUCAAAUGUUAAGCAGAACAAAGUCUAUCUCUUCUGAAUCCUCAUCCGACAGAAGUCAAAUUCAGCAAAGAACUCUAAAUUCCAAAGCAAGUUCCAAAACAGAAAUUAGUUUGCGCUCUUCAGCUGCUCUGAUACAAAAUGAAGCAAAAGAGCCAAGUCAUGAUGAGUACAGACUUUGGACUUCGUCCACUCUUCCCUCUUCCAAAUCUUCUCUGUAUUCAGAGGAAGAGGAAGAAGAGUUCAGUGUUGAAGAAGAAAAAGCUGAAGAGGAAAAUGAAAAGGAAGAGAGUCCAAUUUUAAUCAAAUUGCAGCAAUCCUCCCAUAAAUCCAUGCCAAACAGACAAGCUUUACAUUUACAGUCACCGAGGUCAUUCUCUGAAACUGAUGCUACUCUGAAACGGGCAAUAUCAGGAACAAGUUCAAAUUCACGUUCGUCUCGCAAAAAGGGACCUACAAUCUCUUUGACAUGGCCUACUCUACCGUUGAGAAAAGUUGGUCCUGAUCCAAAUAAAAAGCCCAUUUCUACAGCAUCUUCACGUUCAUCCACACAGAGAAAUCUUGUCUCUGGAUUUAAUUUUCUUAAUACCAGACAUACUUCUGGGGCUAAUAAGAGCUCAUUUGUUCCUUCUGUUUCUCCUGCCUCAUCCUCUUCUUCUACAUCCUCAGGAAGUAAUCACAGAUCUUCACAGACAGAUCCUGUGGUCCAUUCCAGUUCUAGCAAGGUAUUGUCUAGAGAUGAUAGAAAACAAAUUUCCAAUUCUGCUUCUGACUUCAAAUCAACCUCAUCCAGCAGUUCCUCUCAGCAUUUUCCAUCUUCAUCAACUAGGUUAUCUUCAGGAAAUUCAGGUCAAUUUUCACUGUUGGAUUCUCAUUCCCCUACUACCAAACUGUCAUCUGAGACCGAGAGAAAACCAUUUUCCUCUAGUGCUUCCACUCGGUCCCAAGGUUCUUCAUCAGUCCAGUCUUCCAUUUUAGAAGGCUCACGCUCGGUUUUGCCAAUGAAUCGCCUUCCUGCUUCCCCAUUUACUAAUGCUAGAGUGCCUGAUGGUAAACGUAGGGCACUUUCCUCUUUGGCACACUCGCGAUCUCCCGCUUCAUCAUCACUGUCGUCUUCCACUCAUUCUCAUUCAGUUGAACAAAUGUAUUCCUCAAUUCCCAAUGAGAAAAUUGUAGCAAUUCCUACAACACAAUCAGUUUCACCUUUAAUAUCUCAGUUUAUCCCUCCUUCGUCAUCUUCAAGAAACUCCAGACAACGGCCAUCUUCACUUCUAUCAGGCUCCAAAAGGACCGGAGGACGACAGCCCGUACCUCCAUCCUCAUCACACCUUUCGGUAUCACGUUCCCAUUCCCCACCUUCUACAUCUUCAAAUCGACAGCUUUCCCCAGGGUCACGGACACGGCUUCCUUCAAGAACAAAUAACAUUGGAGAACUUGUGCGUGCAGGAAGGUUUCGGCAGUUUCGGAAGACCAACCCUGAUCAAUGGAAAAAUAGGAGGCCAAACUUGACUGCUGAAAGAGAGAGUAAAGUUUCGUCAAGCAAAGCCAGUAAUGAAAAGGCAGCGGGGCGGCGGGUCAUCACAGGCCCUCAAGAUACUAAAUGGAUUGUGGACCUUGAUCGUGGAAUUUUGAUGAAUCCUGAAGGAAAAAUCCUCCAAGAUACAGAGGGAAAUCCACUUCGAGUACAAUUGGGAUCAGAUGGGCGUACAGUAUUAGAUGAGGAAGGAACCCCAAUUUUGAGUCCAGACGGAUUAGCUCUGUUUGGACAUGGGCGAGAUAGUAAGCCUUUAGAUGGCCCAAAAGAUAAGCCAGUUUUAUCUGUUGGAGGCAAACCUGUCGUUGGAUUUGUUUGGCAUUCAGAAACAACAGUUGUUCCGACUACAACCACCGCAGCGACGACGACAACCACCACAGCAACAACUACAACCACCGCAGCAACAACCACAACCACUGCAGCAACAACUACAACCACUACAGCAUUGACUACAACCACCACACCAGAACCAACUACAACUGAGUUAAUAACUGAACCCACAACUGUAGUUCCAACAUGCCCACCAGGCAGUAUUUUGAGACUGGAUGAAAAUGGUUAUCCUGUUCUGGGACCUGCUGGAAAAAUUGAAUGUGACACUGAAGAAGAAUCUUCAGGGAUGGGACCUGAUCUGAUGACAACAGCUUCCAUGGAAGAUAAAUUUCUGGAUUCUUUAGACAUUAUUGAAGGAUUUCAGCUAUUUACAACGGCAACACCUACAACAGCUGAGUCUCCAACAGAAACAGAGUUUGCUAGGCCAUUCAGUGCAAUUCCACAAUCCGAGUUUGAUGUGGCAGGAAAAAGACGAUUCACAGCUGCUCAUGUGAAUUAUAUCAGCAAAGAUCCAGAAGCUCCCUGCUCAUUGACGGAGGCACUGGAACACUUCCAAGUGGAUUCAUUGGUGGAUAUUAUUCCAGAAGACCUGAAGGGAAAGAACUUGCCACCUGAACAACCUCCACGCAACAUUACUGUUGUGGCUGUAGAAAGCUGCCAUUCCUUUAUAAUCCUUGACUGGGCGAAACCGCAGAAGAAUGAAUAUGUGACAGGUUACCUUGUUUAUAGUGCCUCUUAUGAUGACAUCUUGCAGGACAAUUGGUCAGCAAAGCCUACAGUAGGAAGCACACAUUUAGCUAUUGAAAAUCUGAAGCCAAACACAAGGUAUUAUUUUAAAAUUCAAGCAAAAAAUCCAUAUGGUUAUGGUCCCAUUAGUGAAGCCUUGUCUUUUGUUACUGAAUCAGAUGACCCACUGAUCAUUGUCAGACCACCUGGAGGCGAACCAAUCUGGAUUCCUUAUACAUUCAAGUAUGAGGCAUCUUCCAGCGAAUGCAUGGGAAAGCAGUAUGUGAAGCGCACUUGGUAUCGCAAGUUCGUUGGUGUGGUACUUUGCAACUCUCUGCGAUACAAGAUCUUCCUGUCUGAAGGACUGAGAGAUACGUUUUACAGCAUUGGUGAUGCUUGGGGAAAAGGGGAGGACCACUGCCAGUUUGUUGAUUCUUUCCUGGAGGGAAGGACAGGGACACAUGAAUAUCCUGCAUCUUUGCCUAUCAUCCCAGGUUAUUAUCGGAGUUAUCGUCAACAGCCGGUGUCAUUUGGCCUCAUUGGUGGAGUCGGGAAUUAUGGCGGGACAUCCAAUUACUAUGUAGGCUGGUAUGAAUGUGGAGUACCGAUCCCAGGGAGAUGGUAAUGAGCUAACUUCAUGGAAACUGCUUAUGAAGGAGUGGGCAACUCGUGCAUAAGGUGAAUUAACUAAGAGCUGGGAGAGCUCCUUCCAAAGAAAAUGGAGCAAUCAUCGAAUACUCAAGAUUUUUUCCCACAAUUUCAAACACUGUUUCUUCCGUAAUGUACUGGAAUAUAUAAGAUAUCCCUCUUUUAUAUCUGUAUAUAAAUAGAGCAUCCAGGCUUUUAAGUAAAAUGUGUCCAACACUAUUACACUCAAUUUUGGUGCUUCCAUUCUCUACCAGUAGGUAAGCAACUGCUGAUCAUAUCAACAAAUCUAAAUCUAGUCAUUGUGAAACAAAACAAUGUUCCAGCUGGGCAUUUGAGCAGCCUAAUUGAACUGCACUUAUAAGACAAAUAGUGUUUAAUACGUUAUUCUAUAUAAAUCUGUCAGUGCAUUACAGAAUUUUAUUGAGCUAUUAAAGAAAAAUGGUGCUUUAUAGAAUUUCAUUUUUUGACAGUCACAAUUGUUGAUCUUUUGAUUUUAUUCAUUGUCACAGACUGCUGUGCUUUAAAAUUAUAACAGAUUUUGUCAUCGCUUUAUACAAUUACUCAGCAUUGUUAUGUGACCUAUGCUUUUAAUAACGUUUUUAGUGUGAAAGUUAGCAAAUUAGAAUUGCCAAAUCCCGAAGGUAAAUCUUGCAUUGCUUUGUUUCCUGCAUGAUUUUUUCAUGCAGUUUUUCCAUAUAUGAUAGGCAGUGCAUUUUAUUGAAGGUCUAUGGUAGACUGUCAUAAAAUACAACUAAAUUAAGCAUGCACACAGCAGGUAAGGUCCAUAUCCACAUAAGUCAUGAGCUUAUUACAGAAGCACUUGAAUUUGACAUUUCAUCACUUCCUUUCUUUAGUAAUUUGAGAACAAAGUCAGAAAUGAAAAUUAAUUUCUACAUCACUGUACCAAUCUGCUCAAUGCUCAUUUUCGUUUGCACCUUACAGUAAACUAGCCGUUCACUAAAACGUUUUUAACAUCUGUAGAACAAAUUACCAUUCUUGUCUGAAAUAAAUGUGCUGGAUAGACAGGACUUGAAUUGCAAGCUGUGGCACCAGUGUAAAGGGAGCUUUGCAUAUUUUAUUCCUGGUGCAUAUUUUCAUAGUUGCACAGUAGUUUAAGAGGCUGUUUUUUGCGCAGGCGCAAUGAAAUUAUGCUGUUUUGAAAUGGCACAAAAUGGAGCUACAUAGUGAAAUGACAUCAGCUAUGGCUCCUUGUAUGGCAAACCAUUGCGCUGGCGCAAAAAUAAAUUGCUGUGUGUAAAAUUUAAUUCACUGUCCCAACAAGCAGCCUUAUUCAGUUAGAGUGUAGUCAACACUGAAGAAUGAAUUCAACCAUUUACAAGCUUUUCCAGCAUAACUUCCCACUUGGGAACCAUUAGAUCAGGGAAUUUAGCUUCUUGAAUCCUGAUGUGCCUCUUGUAUGUCUUUCAUUCUAUGAAGAUUUAAUAUGCAAAGUAAACACCUUUAAUAAUGAGAAGUCUUCUAAAAUAUGUAUAUUUUAUAGCUAAAAAUCCAAUUAGAAAACAUUUAUAAAUAGGAUUCAGAAAAUCUACACACAGGCUUUUUUGCUUUUCCAAUUUGUGCAUCUCAGGCAUUAAUGAAGAAAAGCAUUCAUUUGGCCAGGAUAUGUGCCAAAUAUGUUGUUAGAUUUUGCACUUGAAACAAAAACAUAUUUUGAAAAUGAGCAAAUCUGCUUAAAAUAGCAGUUUGGAUGUUAGGUCAAAAUAAAUGCUUCAAUUAUAAACUGCAUCAAGACAAUGAAUCUUUGGAAAUCAGCUCAUUACGUGGAUGCAGUCUAUGAUGUGUUUAAUAAGCAGCCCAUGUAUUCUUUUAGAAAUAUAUAUUGUCCUUUUGACUGUGAUGGUUGAAUGGAUUUCUUGCAAUUUAAACUUCAUUUUGCAUCACA